ACUUUAUAAAUAAUAAAUAUAACAUUAUUAAUCUUUCUAUAAUUUCGAGAAUUAGUUGCCAUAAAUUGUUAUUUGUAAUAUUCUUUAGAUUAUAUGGCAAGUGAUGUUAAAUGUUUUUAGACUUACCUUAAAUUUUUAAAUCUAAUUUAAAUAAAUAAAAAUUAAAAACAAUCGACCAAUCAAACUAUAAUAAUCGACCAAUCAGGGGGAUUCAUGGUUCUUUAAAUGUAAUUCCGAGGAAACUAUGAAUUAAAAAUGACAAAGUGGUAAAAGUCUGAAUUUGGUGAUAAACACGUAAUGGCUCACUCUAUCCUAAAGCUUCUAUAAAUACCCGAACAUGUUAUUGUCUCUUCUAUCUAAUUAAGUGACUACAAACUCAAAACACACUGAUUGGCAAGGUUUACACGCAAGUUUUUUUUAAAGGUCUUUUUACAAACGAAGAAUUCAAAAAUGGCCAGGGUCCAAGGUCUAGUUCUUCUUGGUUUAUUAGUGAUUUCAAGUUUACUUAUGUUAUCCGAGAGCCGAGUGGCAAGAAAAGACUUGGGGCUUGACCUAGGUGGGAUUGGGGUCGGUCUAGGCGUUGGAUUGGGGAUUGGUCUUGGCGGCGGAUCAGGCUCUGGUUCUGGUGCAGGUGCAGGUUCCGGAUCAUCAUCUAGCUCUAGCUCUAGUUCGUCAUCAAGUUCUAGUUCUCGUGGUUCAUCGGGUGGUUCAGGUGCCGGUUCAUCUGCUGGUUCAUUUGCUGGAUCUAGAGCUGGAUCAGGAUCUGGUAACUAAAUUAAAAAAGUAAGACUUAUUUUCUACUUAAAGUGCGAAACAAAAAGUAUGUUUAUGUUGUUGGUUUGUCGUAAUUAAUAUCGUGUGUACGAAGUUGGAUGAAUAUAUUGUCGUCAUAAGUUAUGCUUUUUUUGAAACUUUGAGUGUGUCUAUUUCCCGACAAGUCUAAACUGUUCUAUAGUCUCUUAGAUUUGGGCCAUAGCAUGUGCAAUCGUAAAUUGCAGUCUUCUUUCUCCAAGAAAUGUUUCGAAAGAUUCUAAUAAAUCAAACCAUAUGAUCACAAAGUUAUACUAUAUAAUAGACAUACACCUUAAAUAAAACAGAGUUUUUAUACAAUCAACACCGAAUAUAACAAAUCACUGAAAUUUAUUUUCCUUUAAUUUUCUAACAUCAAAACUGAAACAAACAAAAAGCAACAAAAGAAUAGCUUCAAAUUUCUAUAUUGCUUCUAGUCGACAUGCUGUCAUGUGGCGUCGUCACCAAAGAUCUAUUUUUAGACGAGACUUAUGCUUAUCGAAUAAUUUUUAGAAAGCUCAGUUAAAGUUCUUUACUUUUCAUCUGCAUACCAAAUCUAGUGUCAUCUGCAUACCAAACUCCACUCAAAUGGUUAAACUCUUGUUUUUGUAAAAAUAUUAGUGUUCCGUCACUUAGGUAAUAGUUUCGAACUUUUAUUAAUACAAAAUUAAUCUUUAUUUAAUCGAGUAAGUGCACCUAAUGAUAGUAUAUAAUGUGAGCUUUAUUUGCAUAAUUGUGUUUGUAUUAGACACGUUUACUAAACAAAGUUAACGUGUUCUUGCAUAAUGCCCAACCUCAAAUAAAUAAAGUAUGUUCAAUUUACAUGAAUCAAGUCGAAUAAUUAUAUAUCAACAUUUUGAUAUUAUAUGACACUAUAGUUAAAAUUCACUUUAUUUCUGUAUCACUAUAUGUAUCAAAAUAAUCGACACAAAUUCUAAUAAACAUGGUGUAAUUUUGGCGUCUCCGGGUACAUCUUUUCCGCAAAACCUAACCAAAUGAUAUAAGUGUUAAAGGAUCCUAGUUUUUUUUUUAAUAAUUAGUUACCAUGGAUUCAAAUUUACGUAAGAUAAAUGAAGCAAUGCUGCGUAAAGACAAAGACUCCAACAAUGGUUAACCAGUGCUAUGUAUUUAAGUACAAACUUGGUCCAUUAAAAACGCUUACUCCAUUGUUUAAAUAAAAUAAAUAUAUAAUUUCUAAUUCAAGCGGGAUCUCGCAAAUCUUGUAUUGCUCAAAUCCAAACUUAGUCUGGAAACAAAGAAUCUUCCCAAAUGAACCUAAAACAAUGAACUAGCCGUAGACGACAUUUCAUGUAAAGAAAUAAAACAUAAAUACAUAAUAACGAAACCCAUAAUUAUCAACUAAUUCACGCAUUUGUAACGUGUCUUUUCUUUUCCUACCAAAAGAGUAUGAACCUAUUUUUAGUUUAAAAAAAAAGAGUAUGAACCUAUUUUCCGAGAUAGUUCGAUUCGGUUUAUGUGUUUGAACUUUGAAAUAAAUAAUCCAUUUUUAAAGAUGUU
Brassica rapa (field mustard) is the source of this 2307-nucleotide messenger RNA. Its product is annotated as GPI-anchored CFEM domain protein A-like. Lineage: Eukaryota; Viridiplantae; Streptophyta; Magnoliopsida; Brassicales; Brassicaceae. The record is from RefSeq and is a predicted model, not a curated record.